AUGCGCAGAAACGGCUGCGCAGAAACGGCUGCGCAGAAACGGCUGCGCAGAAACGGCUGCGCAGAAACGGCUGCGCAGAAACGGCUGCGCAGAAACGGCUGCGCAGAAACGGCUGCGCAGAAGCGGCUGCGCAGAAACGGCUGCGCAGAAACGGCUGCGCAGAAGCGGCUGCGCAGAAGCGGCUGCGCAGAAGCGGCUGCGCAGAAGCGGCUGCGCAGAAGCGGCUGCGCAGAAGCGGCUGCGCAGAAGCGGCUGCGCAGAAGCGGCUGCGCAGAAGCAACUGCGCAGAAACGGCUGCGCAGAAACGGCUGCGCAGUAACGGCUGCGCAGAAACGGCUGCGCAGAAACGGCUGCGCAGAAACGGCUGCGCAGAUACGGCUGCGCAGAAACGGCUGCGCAGAAGCGGCUGCGCAGAAGCGGCUGCGCGGAAGCGGCUGCGCGGAAGCGGCUGCGCGGAAGCGGCUGCGCAGAAGCGGCUGCGCAGAAACGGCCGCGCAGAAACGGCUGCGCAGAAACGGCUGCGCAGGAACAGCUGCGCAGAAACAGCUGCGCAGAAACAGCUGCGCAGAAACAGCUGCGCAGAAACAGCUGCGCAGAAACAGCUGCGCGGAAACAGCUGCGCGGAAACAGCUGCGCGGAAACAGCUGCGCGGAAACAGCUGCGCGGAAACAGCUGCGCGGAAACAGCUGCGCGGAAACAGCUGUGCAGAAACAGCUGCGCAUAAGCAGAUGCGCAGAAACAGCUGCGCAGAAACAGCUGCGCAGAAACAGCUGCGCAGAAACAGCUGCGCAGAAACAGCUGCGCAGAAACAGCUGCGCAGAAACAGCUGCGCAGAAACAGCGGCGCAGAAACAGCGGCGCAGAAACAGCGGCGCAGAAACACUCUAUAGCCUCCGGUUACAGGAGCGUACCUCCAUGUUCAAUGUUUUUUGGGCAGUUGAACAUCUGCGCGGAGACGGCUGCGCAGAAGCGGCUGCGCAGAAGCGGCUGCGCAGAAGCGGCUGCGCGGAAGCGGCUGCGCGGAAGCGGCUGCGCGGAAGCGGCUGCGCGGAAACGGCUGCGCGGAAACGGCUGCGCGGAAACGGCUGCGAGGGAACGGCUGCGCGGGAACAGGUGCGCGGGAACAGGUGCGCGGGAACAGGUGCGCGGGAACAGGUGCGCGGGAACAGCUGCGCAGGAACAGCUGCGCAGGAACAGCUGCACAGGAACAGGUGCGCAGGAACAGCUGCGCAGGAACAGCUGCGCAGGAACAGGUGCGCAGGAACAGGUGCGCAGAAACAGCUGCGCAGAAACAGCUGCGCAGAAACAGCGGCGCAGAAACAGCGGCGCAGAAACAGCGGCGCAGAAACACUCUAUAGCCUCCGGUUACAGGAGCGUACCUCCAUGUUCAAUGUUUUUUGGGCAGUUGAACAUAAAAUUAGAAACAGCUGCGCAGAAGCGGCUGCGCGGAAGCGGCUGCGCGGAAGCGGCUGCGCGGAAGCGGCUGCGCGGAAGCGGCUGCGCGGAAGCGGCUGCGCGGAAGCGGCUGCGCGGAAGCGGCUGCGCGGAAGCGGCUGCGCGGAAGCGGCUGCGCGGAAACGGCUGCGCGGAAACGGCUGCGCAGAAACGGCUGCGCAGAAACGGCUGCGCAGAAACGGCUGCGCAGAAACGUAUGCGCAGAAACGGCUGCGCAGAAACGGCUGCGCAGAAACGGCUGCGCAGAAACGGCUGCGCAGAAACGGCUGCGCAGAAACGGCUGCGCAGAAACGGCUGCGCAGAAACGGCAGCGCAGAAACGGCUGCGCAGAAACGGCUGCGCAGAAACGGCUGCGCAGAAACAGCUGCGCAGAAACAGCUGCGCAGAAACAGCUGCGCAGAAACAGCUGCGCAGAAGCAGCUGCGCAGAAGCAGCUGCGCAGAAGCAGCUGCGCAGAAACAGCUGCGCAGAAACAGCUGCGCAGAAACAGUGCGCAGAAACAGCUGCGCAGAAACAGCUGCGCAGAUACAGCUGCGCAGAUACAGCUGCGCAGAUACAGCUGCGCAGAUACAGCUGCGCAGAAACAGCUGCGCAGAUACAGCUGCGCAGAAACAGCUGCGCAGAAACAGCUGCGCAGAAACAGCUGCGCAGAAACAGCUGCGCAGAAACAGCUGCGCAGGAACAGCUGCGCAGAAACAGCUGCGCAGAAACAGCUGCGCAGGAACAGCUGCGCAGGAACAGCUGCGCAGAAACAGCUGCGCAGAAACAGCUGCGCAGAAACAGCUGCGCAGAAACAGCUGCGCAGGAACAGCUGCGCAGGAACAGCUGCGCAGGAACAGCUGCGCAGGAACAGCUGCGCAGAAACAGCUGCGCAGGAACAGCUGCGCAGGAACAGCUGCGCAGCAACAGCUGCGCAGAAACAGCUGCGCAGAAACAGCUGCGCAGAAACAGCUGCGCAGAAACAGCUGCGCAGAAACAGCGGCGCAGAAACAGCGGCGCAGAAACAGCGGCGCAGAAACACUCUAUAGCCUCCGGUUACAGGAGCGUACCUCCAUGUUCAAUGUUUUUUGGGCAGUUGAACAUAAACGGCUGCGCAGGAACAGCUGCGCAUAAGCGGCUGCGCAGAAGCGGCUGCGCAGAAGCGGCUGCGCAGAAGCGGCUGCGCAGAAGCGGCUGCGCAGAAGCGGCUGCGCAGAAGCGGCUGCGCAGAAGCGGCUGCGCAGAAGCGGCUGCGCAGAAGCGGCUGCGCAGAAACGGCUGCGCAGAAACGGAUGCGCAGAUACGGCUGCGCAGAAACGGCUGCGCAGAAACGGCUGCGCAGGAACGGCUGCGCAGGAACGGCUGCGCAGGAACGGCUGCGCAGGAACGGCUGCGCAGGAACGGCUGCGCAGGAACGGCUGCGCAGGAACGGCUGCGCAGGAACGGCUUCGCAGGAACGGCUGCGCAGAAGCGGCUGCGCAGAAGCGGCUGCGCAGAAGCGGCUGCGCAGAAGCGGCUGCGCAGAAGCGGCUGCGCAGAAGCGGCUGCGCAGAAGCGGCUGCGCAGAAGCGGCUGCGCAGAAGCGGCUGCGCAGAAGCGGCUGCGCAGAAGCGGCUGCGCAGAAGCGGCUGCGCAGAAGCGGCUGCGCAGAAGCGGCUGCGCAGAAGCGGCUGCGCAGAAGCGGCUGCGCAGAAGCGGCUGCGCAGAAGCGGCUGCGCAGAAGCGGCUGCGCAGAAGCGGCUGCGCAGAAGCGGCUGCGCAGAAGCGGCUGCGCAGAAGCGGCUGCGCAGAAACGGCUGCGCAGGAACGGCUGCGCAGAAACGGCUGCGCAGAAACGGCUGCGCAGAAACGGCUGCGCAGAAACGGCUGCGCAGAAACGGCUGCGCAGAAACGGCUGCGCAGAAACGGCUGCGCAGAAACGACUGCGCAGAAACGGCUGCGCAGAAGCGGCUGCGCAGAAGCAGCUGCGCAGAAUCAGCUGCGCAGAAUCAGCUGCGCAGAAGCAGCUGCGCAGAAGCAGCUGCGCAGAAGCAGCUGCGCAGAAGCAGCUGCGCAGAAACGGCUGCGCAGAAACGGCUGCGCAGAAACGGCUGCGCAGAAACGGCUGCGCAGAAACGGCUGCGCAGAUACGGCUGCGCAGAAACGGCUGCGCAGAAACGGCUGCGCAGAAACGGCUGCGCAGAAGCGGCUGCGCAGAAGCGGCUGCGCAGAAGCGGCUGCGCAGAAGCGGCUGCGCAGAAACGGCUGCGCAGAUACGGCUGCGCAGAAACGGCUGCGCAGAAACGGCUGCGCAGAAACGGCUGCGCAGAAACGGCUGCGCAGUAACGGCUGCGCAGAAACGGCUGCGCAGAAACGGCUGCGCAGAAACGUAUGCGCAGAAACGGCUGCGCAGAAACGGCUGCGCAGAAACGGCUGCGCAGAAACGGCUGCGCAGAAACGGCUGCGCAGAAACGGCUGCGCAGAAGCGGCUGCGCAGAAGCGGCUGCGCAGAAACGGCUGCGCAGAAACGGCUGCGCAGAAGCGGCUGCGCAGAAGCGGCUGCGCAGAAGCGGCUGCGCAGAAGCGGCUGCGCAGAAGCGGCUGCGCAGAAGCGGCUGCGCAGAAGCGGCUGCGCAGAAGCGGCUGCGCAGAAGCGGCUGCGCAGAAACGGCUGCGCAGAAACGGCUGCGCAGUAACGGCUGCGCAGAAACGGCUGCGCAGAAACGGCUGCGCAGAAACGGCUGCGCAGAUACGGCUGCGCAGAAACGGCUGCGCAGAAGCGGCUGCGCAGAAGCGGCUGCGCAGAAGCGGCUGCGCAGAAGCGGCUGCGCACAAGCAGCUGCGCAGAAGCGGCUGCGCAGAAGCGGCUGCGCAGAAGCGACUGCGCAGAAGCGGCUGCGCAGAAGCGGCUGCGCAGAAGCGGCUGCGCAGAAGCGGCUGCGCAGAAGCGGCUGCGCAGAAGCGGCUGCGCAGAAGCGGCUGCGCAGAAGCGGCUGCGCAGAAGCGGCUGCGCAGAAGCGGCUGCGCAGAAACGGCUGCGCAGAAACGGCUGCGCAGGAACGGCUGCGCAGCAGCAGCUGCGCAGAAGCAGCUGCGCAGAAACAGCUGCGCAGAUGCAGCUGCGCAGAAACAGCUGCGCAGAAACAGCUGCGCAGAAACGGCUGCGCAGAAGCGGCUGCGCAGAAGCGGCUGCGCAGAAGCGGCUGCGCAGAAGCGGCUGCGCGGAAGCGGCUGCGCGGAAGCGGCUGCGCGGAAGCGGCUGCGCGGAAACGGCUGCGCAGAAGCGGCUGCGCAGAAGCGGCUGCGCAGAAGCGGCUGCGCAGAAGCGGCUGCGCAGAAGCGGCUGCGCAGAAACGGCUGCGCAGAAACGGCUGCGCAGAAACGGCUGCCCAGAAACGGCUGCGCAGAAACGUAUGCGCAGAAACGGCUGCGCAGAAACGGCUGCGCAGAAACGGCUGCGCAGAAACGGCUGCGCAGAAACGGCUGCGCAGAAACGGCUGCGCAGAAACGGCUGCGCAGAAACGGCUGCGCAGAAACGGCUGCGCAGAAACGGCUGCGCAGAAACGGCUGCGCAGAAACGGCUGCGCAGAAACGGCUGCGCAGAAACGGCUGCGCAGAAACGGCUGCGCAGAAACGGCUGCGCAGAAACGGCUGCGCAGAAACAGCUGCGCAGAAACAGCUGCGCAGAAACAGCUGCGCAGAAACAGCUGCGCAGAAACAGCUGCGCAGAAACAGCUGCGCAGAAGCAGCUGCGCAGAAGCAGCUGCGCAGAAACAGCUGCGCAGAAACAGCUGCGCAGAAACAGGGCGCAGAAACAGCUGCGCAGAAACAGCUGCGCAGAAACAGCUGCGCAGAUACAGCUGCGCAGAUACAGCUGCGCAGAUACAGCUGCGCAGAUACAGCUGCGCAGAAACAGCUGCGCAGAUACAGCUGCGCAGAAACAGCUGCGCAGAAACAGCUGCGCAGAAACAGCUGCGCAGAAACAGCUGCGCAGAAACAGCUGCGCAGGAACAGCUGCGCAGAAACAGCUGCGCAGAAACAGCUGCGCAGGAACAGCUGCGCAGGAACAGCUGCGCAGAAACAGCUGCGCAGAAACAGCUGCGCAGAAACAGCUGCGCAGGAACAGCUGCGCAGGAACAGCUGCGCAGGAACAGCUGCGCAGGAACAGCUGCGCAGAAACAGCUGCGCAAGAACAGCUGCGCAGGAACAGCUGCGCAGCAACAGCUGCGCAGAAACAGCUGCGCAGAAACAGCUGCGCAGAAACAGCUGCAGAAACAGCUGCGCAGAAACAGCGGCGCAGAAACAGCGGCGCAGAUACAGCGGCGCAGAAACACUCUAUAGCCUCCGGUUACAGGAGCGUACCUCCAUGUUCAAUGUUUUUUGGGCAGUUGAACAUGUAAAGCUGAAUCCCAAACGGCUGCGCAGGAACAGCUGCGCAGGAACAGCUGCGCAUAAGCGGCUGCGCAUAAGCGGCUGCGCAGAAGCGGCUGCGCAGAAGCGGCUGCGCAGAAGCGGCUGCGCAGAAGCGGCUGCGCAGAAGCGGCUGCGCAGAAGCGGCUGCGCAGAAGCGGCUGCGCAGAAGCGGCUGCGCAGAAGCGGCUGCGCAGAAGCGGCUGCGCAGAAGCGGCUGCGCAGUAGCGGCUGCGCAAAACCGCUGCGCAGAAACGGCUGCGCAGAAGCGGCUGCGCAGAAGCGGCUGCGCAGAAGCGGCUGCGCAGAAGCGGCUGCGCAGAAGCGGCUGCGCAGAAGCGGCUGCGCAGAAGCGGCUGCGCAGAAGCGGCUGCGCAGAAGCGGCUGCGCAGAAGCGGCUGCGCAGAAGCGGCUGCGCAGAAGCGGCUGCGCAGAACCGGCUGCGCAGAAACGGCUGCGCAGAAACGGCUGCGCAGAAACGGCUGCGCAGAUACGGCUGCGCAGGAACGGCUGCGCAGGAACGGCUGCGCAGGAACGGCUGCGCAGGAACGGCUGCGCAGGAACGGCUGCGCAGGAACGGCUGCGCAGGAACGGCUGCGCAGGAACGGCUUCGCAGGAACGGCUGCGCAGCAGCGGCUGCGCAGAAGCGGCUGCGCAGAAGCGGCUGCGCAGAAGCGGCUGCUUAGUAGCGGCUGCGCAGAAGCGGCUGCGCAGAAGCGGCUGCGCAGAAGCGGCUGCGCAGAAGCGGCUGCGCAGAAGCGGCUGCGCAGAAGCGGCUGCGCAGAAGCGGCUGCGCAGAAGCGGCUGCGCAGAAGCGGCUGCGCAGAAGCGGCUGCGCAGAAACGGCUGCGCAGAAACGGCUGCGCAGAAACGGCUGCGCAGGAACGGCUGCGCAGAAACGGCUGCGCAGAAACGGCUGCGCAGAAACGGCUGCGCAGAAACGGCUGCGCAGAAACGGCUGCGCAGAAACGACUGCGCAGAAACAGCUGCGCAGAAGCAGCUGCGCAGAAUCAGCUGCGCAGAAGCAGCUGCGCAGAAGCAGCUGCGCAGAAGCAGCUGCGCAGAAGCAGCUGCGCAGAAACAGCUGCGCAGAAACAGCUGCGCAGAUACAGCUGCGCAGAUACAGCUGCGCAGAUACGGCUGCGCAGAAACGGCUGCGCAGAAACGGCUGCGCAGAAACGGCUGCGCAGAAACGGCUGCGCAGAAACGGCUGCGCUGA
This is a messenger RNA of Schistocerca nitens (vagrant locust), 7041 nucleotides long. Its product is annotated as axoneme-associated protein mst101(2)-like. Bases 1 to 7041 code for a protein of 2346 amino acids. Gene Ontology annotation, cellular component: nucleoplasm. Lineage: Eukaryota; Metazoa; Arthropoda; Insecta; Orthoptera; Acrididae. The transcript is spliced from 6 exons. The record is from RefSeq and is a predicted model, not a curated record. Gene Ontology annotation, biological process: cell differentiation; regulation of osteoblast differentiation.